Heterotrigona itama is the source of this 2310-nucleotide messenger RNA. The record is from the annotation of a GenBank genome assembly. NCBI's taxonomy places the organism in Eukaryota, Metazoa, Arthropoda, Insecta, Hymenoptera, Apidae.
AUGCACAACAACGAAGGUAAAGUUGAUGAAAGUGACUACUUCCUCACCGAUUUCGGUGAUUUUUGUAUGUUUUGUGAAAGUAUUUUGAGCAGUUCCUUCUUCUAAUGGGUACGUUGGACAGAAAUAUUUUAUUGAUAAGUUAAAAUUUUCAUAAAAUCGUGUUUACGGGAUAAAGAUAAUUCAUUCACGUUGUGAAUUUACAUAUUUGUAAGUAAAAAGACAUCAUAGUUAAUUAUGCUGUUCAUAAAAAUAUAUUUCAAUCAAUCUUUUAAUACUUUUAAGGUGUUAAUAUUUAGACAAAUAUGUACUAAAUUUUUCAUUCCAAUUUCCGUUAGUCGUUGUUUUAAAUUUGCUGUUUAUAUUCCUUCAUUGAUAAAGUACCAUUCAAUUCAAUAAAUAAUUCUCGAAACAGGGCUGGCAACACUGUUCAUAUUUUUUAAAUUUUAAUUUUCGCCACUAGUAGUGCUGCAGUCGCAAAAUCGGUAAGAUAGAGUGUGACACGAAAAUGGUAUGGUUCUGAGGACCGUAUUACCAUGGCCGAAGAAAUACAUUAGAUGUGUGGUCUAUCUAUAUACCUUGGUAUAGCGACGAAGAGAAAAAGGAAUAAAUUAUGUCACGUGUCUUUGUUUAUGUCUCUGUUUUUCUGUGAUUUCGUUUCUCUUUUCUAAAUUUUUUAAAAGGAUAGUUAUAGGAAAUUAAUUUGACGUUAAUUUAUUUAGUUGAUACUGUAAUAAGAUGCUAUCUAUGCAAACGAUAGAUAGUAAAAUUUCCGACUCAGGCUAUGAGUCAUUUUAUAAACUUCAUCAGGAUACUGGUUCAUAUUGUUGUUAAAAUGCGACUUGAGUUACGGAUAAAGUUGUAAUAAUCAAUGAAUUUUGUAAAUUUAUUAUUAAUAUGAAUCAGAAGCAUCGGGAAACACUAGACUCCUGUUGCGAGAAAAUUAUAUCUAAAGUAAACAUAAUUAGAUUGUGGCCAAAGCUUCUUGAAAACAAAGUUUUUAAUAGAGAUGACGUGAAUAUUUCGCGUUGGAAGAAAAAUCUCACAGAAGAAGCAACUAUCCGUGAUAUAUAUUUGACCAUAAAAACACGUGGACCAUUUGCUUUUAAUCGGUUUCUUGAAAGUUUAAAACAAAGUAAUCAUGAAGAUUUAGCAGAUAUUUUAGAAGGAAGAAGAACUAUACUUUUUAAUAAUGAUGAACAAAGAGAUAUUAAUCAUAUUGAAAUUACAAAGGAUAAUAAUGUAGAAGAACCUACUUAUAUCGGAACUGAAGAAGGACCACAGGGUGACUUUUUCCGUAAUAUACAAGUAUUAGAAGAACCAUUACAAAUUUCUGUACGAAAAGCCACAUCAUUUUUAGACGAUGCUGCAUAUGAAAAUGUGCAGACAUAUCCAAUGCGCAGCAAACCACGUGGCCUAGUCUUAAUAAUAACAAAUAUUGAUUACGCGCAUCCAGAUAAAGAACCUAGAACUUCGGCAGUAUAUGACGAGUUGAAUCUGAAGCAGCUUUUUGAACAAAUGGGUUUUCAUGUUUUCUCCUCUCGCAAUUUAACAGCGCAGGAAAUGUUAAACGAAAUUAAAGAAUUUUCUAAACAUAAAGAACUACGUAAGGUAGAUUCAUGUUUUGUUAUAAUUAGUAGUCACGGUAACAUUAGUACUGAGUAUGAAAUUACAGAAAUAGAGGGUGUGGAAAAACACAAUUUGGACACAGUACAAAGUCAGGUGCAAAGAAGCAAAAAUCAGUAAAGGAACCUAGAUACACAACAGAUAUAUCUAAUUUUCAACAAUCUUCUGAUGAAAUGAUUCAUUUUAGAAGAAAUAAUAGGGAAAUGUUAAGAAGUUAUGAAGAUAUGCUACUUGUCUAUGCUACCCUUCCAGGAUACGUUGCUUUCCGGGAUACAAUAACUGGUAGUUGGUUCAUACAAAUUUUAUGUGAAGUAUUUAUGAAAUAUGCUCAUAAAGCUCAUCUUCAGGAUUUACUAAACAUGGUUGAUGAAAGAUUAAAAAUACAAAGAACGAAUGGAGGAGAAUGUCAAACAUUAACGGUAACAUCGAUCGGAUUCAAUAAACAUUGUUAUCUUAAUCCUGGUCUUUUUCAACAAACAUGAUCGUAAAAACUUGCCAUUGAACAAAACGCGUAAUUUAUACAUGUAGAUUAAUAUUUUUUAUACAAAUAUUAUCUGUUUUUAACAAUUGAAUAAAUCGGACAAAUUUUAUAUAUCGAAUAAGUUUACGUUUAUUAAAUUUUAUAAAAUAUAAUAAGAAAUGUGUAAACUUUACGUUUUUCUUUGUGUGUGUGUGUGUGUAUGUACG